Leucoraja erinaceus (little skate) is the source of this 6255-nucleotide messenger RNA. RefSeq names its product potassium channel, voltage gated eag related subfamily H, member 7 (gene kcnh7a). The record is from RefSeq and is a predicted model, not a curated record. Gene Ontology annotation, cellular component: membrane. Gene Ontology annotation, molecular function: inward rectifier potassium channel activity. Lineage: Eukaryota; Metazoa; Chordata; Chondrichthyes; Rajiformes; Rajidae. Gene Ontology annotation, biological process: potassium ion transmembrane transport; membrane repolarization during action potential. Bases 2691 to 5924 code for a protein of 1077 amino acids. The transcript has 14 exons.
AUUCAACGUUCAUGCCAUCCGGACGCAAGCAACCCAGGUGGAAUAUGAGGUGCUGUUCCUCCAAUUUCCGGUGUUGCUCACUCUGGCAAUGGAGGAGACCCAGGACAGAGAGGUCGGAUUGGGAAUGGGAGGGGGAGUUGAAGUGUUGAGCCACCGGGAGUUCAGGUAGGUUAUUGCGGACUGAGCGGAGGUGUUCGGCGAAACGAUCGCCUAACCUCCGCUUAGUCUCCCCGAUGUAAAUCAGCUGACAUCUAGAGCAGCGGAUGCAGCAGAUGAGAUUGGAGGAGAUACAGGUGAACCUUUGUCGCACCUGGAACGACUGCUUGGGUCCUUGAAUGGAGUCGAGGGGGGAGGUGAAGGGACAGGUGUUGCAUUUCUUGCGGUUGCAACGGAAAGUGCCCGGGGAGGGGGUGGUACGGGAGGGAAGGGAAGAAUUGACAAGGGAGUUGCGGAGGGAGCGGUCUUUGCGGAAGGCAGACAUAGGGGGAGAUGGGAAGAUGUGGCGAGUGGUGGGGUCACAUUGGAGGUGGCGGAAAUGGCGGAUGAUUAUUUGUUGAAGAUUGUGCAAACUCCACACUGACCUGUGCAUGGAAUAUCAGAUCUACCAACAAAAACUUUGUCAGUGCCACAGUUUUGCAGCGAGUAGAGAGCCACAGAUCCAGGUUCGGUCCUGACCUCAGGUGCUGUCCGUGUGUAGUUUGCACGUUCUCCCUGUGACCGCGUGGGUUUCCACUGGGUGCUCCGUUUCCACCCACAUCCCAGAGACGUGCGGGUUUGUAGAUUAAUUGUCCCUCUGUAAGUUCUCUAGUUUGUAGGGAAUGGAUGCGAAAGUGGGAUAGCAUAGAACUAGUGUGAACGGGGGAUUGUUGGUCGACCUGGACUCGGUGGGCCGAAGGAACUGUUUCCAUGUUGUAUCUUUCAAUCACUUCUGUUAUCUGAUGACUAACUUUUGGAAAAUCUUAUCAACGGUAUGUGAUGUACAUCUUUUGUUUCCUCUAUAAUCCCAAAACGCUGGUGUGCAUUACGGUGCGCAUUAUUCAAGAAAAUACUCUUGACCCUGCAGGAGAACUUACAUUCAAAGCUGAUAAACACUUAGUUACAUUCUGACAGCGUAGGUCAAAUGAAGAUGUCCUUCAGGAAAAACGUUUGAUAUUGACAAUGAGCUGGAAGAUUGUUCGAGGUAUUUCACAUCAGGCCGGCUCACAAUCAUUGUGAUUCUCAGCAUACUUUUAAAAGGUGGACCCAUCUCAAUGGGAACUCUCUGUAAAAGGGAAAGAUAUCCUAUGAAUAAUUGAAUUGAAUUGAAUUAUAGGGCAUGGAACUGUACAGUGCAGCAACAGGCCCUUUGGCCCACAAUGUCUCUUUCAUGCCGCUAUCGUAUCACCACCACCCCUGGCAGCGCGUUCCAGGCACUCAACACCCUCUGUGUAAAAAAAGUUUGCCUGCACAUCUCCUUUAAACUUUACCCAUCUCACCUUAAAGCUAUUGAAUUGAAUUGAAUUGAAAAGUACAGCAUGGAAACAGGCCCUUCUGCCCACCGAUUCAAUGUCGACCCUCGAUCACCUAUUCACAAUGGUUGCAUGUUAUUGCACUUACCCUGGGGCAACUAACAGAGGGCCAAUUGACCUACAAACUUGCACGUCUUUGGGAUGUGGAAGAAUGUGUGCUAUCCAGUCAACGGAAAGACUAUGCAUGAUUACAAUCGAGCCGUCCACAGAGUACAGACACAGGAUAAAGGGAAUAACGUUUAGUGCAAGAUAAAGUCCAUAAAGUAAUGUUUAAAGUAAAGUUGCUAUCAUGAAUAAUUCUUAAAUAUUUUUUUAAAAACCUGUUCAGUCAUUACAUGAAGCCAAACAAUAAGCAAAUAAGUUUAGCACCGAUUCCUUUUCUCCAGAGAUGUUGCCUAACCCAUUGAGUUACUGCAGAUUUUGGUGUCUGGUUUAGUUUAGUUUUAGAUUAGAGAUACAGCAUUGAAACAGGCCCUUCGGCCCACCGAGUGCGCACCGACCAAAGAUCCCCACACAUUAACACUGUCCUACACACACUAGGGACAAUUUACACAUAACAAGCCAAUUAACCUACUCACCUGUAUGUCUGGAGUGUGGGAGGAAACUGUCAAUCUCGGAGAAAACCCACGUGGGCACGGGGAGGGUGUACAAACUCCGUACAGACAGCACCCGUAGUCGGGAUCGAACCCGGGGUUUCUGGCGCUGCAAGUGCUGUAGAGGCCACUUUCACAACCUAAUUCACGGCCUUUUUUACUCAUGGACAUUUUUCAUCAGGCUAGAAAAAACUCCCCGACCUACUUGAUGCCACGAGUACCUACGACUAGUAUCACGGCCUGCUACGACCUACCUAUGACCUCCUACGACCUCGUGACGACCAUGCUGCGAGUAUGAGUCAAGAGCAAACUCGGUAGAGUCGUGAAUUAGGAUGUGAAACUGGGACAGGCCCUUUAGUCAGCAACUCUACAGCUGCGCCACCGUGCGCCCAACAUCUAUUUCCUGUUUAACCCAGCAUCUGCCGUUCCUUCCUACACAUUUAACAUCGUUACUCAUUUUCAGAAAUGGAUUUUGUUCAAUAUUUCUUCUGGAGGGUUUGACCUCUGACCUUUCUUUUCCGGUUUAGGAUCAACAUUCUUGUGCAACACCCAUAUCAUUCCAGUCAAGAAUGAAGAAGGAGUGGUUAUAAUGUUCAUUAUAAACUUUGACUUUGUCGAUGAAGAGAAAUCCUUGCUGACUCCCGACGAUAUAAAUCACAUGUCACCUGGCAAAGAAACACGCCAAGGACGGUUCUUCAGGUUGAAGUUGCCUGCAAUCCGGCUGCUAACAUUCAGCAAACAGUCUCUGCCUCAGGAGGACCCAGACGUGGUGGUGGUGGAAUCAUCUAAAGUCAGCAAUGACUCUUUGGCCAUGAAGGACUUGAGGUCGCCCACAAGUGAAAGCUGCGGACCCUCGGAGUUUGAGGACACAAAAGCAUUGACAGAUCCGGGCAGUUCCCCACCCUUUAUCAACCUGCUGCCAGGACCCCUAGACCAUUCCUCACCAAAGCGGCAAUGGGACCGGCAGGAUCCGGAUAUGUUACAGACUACCUCUGGCCUAACCUACAAUCAGUCAAGGGAAAGUAUGUGCAGUCUACGGAGAGCAUCUUCAGUCCAUGAUAUGGAAGGAUAUCACGUCAACUCUCGCAUCAUAUUUCGGGAUCGACAUGCAAGUGAAGACAACGGACGCAAUAUCAAAGGACCUCUGAGUCAUUUCAAGUCCAGUCUCCUGGGCUCAACCUCCGAUUCUAAUCUCAACAAGUACAGCACAAUUAGCAAGAUACCGCAAAUCACCCUGAACUUUUCGGAUAUAAAAGCUGAGAAGACUUCAUCUCCACCUUCGUCAGAGAAGACCAUUAUAGCACCCAAAGUGAAGGAGAGGACACACAAUGUGACAGAGAAGGUGACGCAGGUUCUAUCUCUCGGAGCUGAUGUUUUACCUGAGUACAAGCUGCAGACUCCUCGGAUCCACAAGCUCACCAUCCUGCACUAUAGUCCGUUCAAGGCCGUUUGGGACUGGCUGAUCCUCCUCCUGGUGAUCUACACGGCAAUCUUCACUCCCUACUCUGCCGCCUUCCUGCUCAAUGACAGGGAGGAGCAGAAGAGGAGAGAAUGCGGAUACUCCUGCAGCCCGUUGAAUGUGGUGGAUUUAAUUGUGGACAUUAUGUUCAUUAUCGAUAUCCUAAUAAACUUCAGGACGACUUACGUGAACCAAAACGAAGAGGUGGUUAGUCAUCCGGCCAAGAUAGCGAUUCACUACUUCAAAGGCUGGUUUCUCAUCGACAUGGUUGCCGCCAUACCCUUUGACCUUCUGAUCUUUGGGUCAGGGUCAGACGAGACGACCACGCUGAUCGGCCUCCUGAAGACGGCUCGUCUGCUGCGUUUGGUAAGAGUUGCCCGUAAACUGGACCGCUACUCCGAGUACGGGGCGGCCGUUCUGAUGCUGCUCAUGUGUAUAUUCGCCCUGAUCGCUCACUGGUUGGCCUGCAUUUGGUACGCCAUUGGCAACGUGGAGAGACCUUACCUGGUGCACAAGAUCGGGUGGCUGGACUCGCUGGGCGAGCAGAUUGAGAAACGGUACAACUACAGCGAUGUCAGUUCAGGACCGUCCAUCAAAGAUAAAUACGUGACCGCACUCUACUUCACCUUCAGCAGCCUCACCAGCGUCGGCUUUGGCAACGUGUCACCAAACACCAACUCAGAGAAGAUCUUUUCCAUCUGCGUCAUGCUAAUUGGUUCACUAAUGUAUGCCAGUAUCUUUGGCAACGUCUCUGCCAUUAUCCAGCGGCUGUACUCUGGCACGGCAAGGUACCACAUGCAGAUGCUGCGAGUCAAGGAAUUCAUACGGUUCCAUCAGAUUCCCAACCCUCUCCGUCAACGACUGGAGGAAUACUUCCAACAUGCUUGGACGUACACAAACGGCAUUGACAUGAAUAUGGUCCUUAAGGGGUUUCCUGAAUGUCUCCAGGCAGAUAUCUGCCUUCACCUCAAUCAAGCAUUACUGCAGAACUGCAAGGCGUUCAAAGGAGCCAGUAAAGGAUGUCUCCGAGCCCUGGCCAUGAAGUUCAAAACCACACACGCUCCACCUGGAGACACUUUGGUCCACAGUGGUGACAUACUUACUGCACUUUACUUCAUCUCUCGGGGGUCGAUAGAAAUCCUGAAGGAUAACAUUGUCGUAGCAAUCCUUGGGAAAAAUGACAUCUUUGGCGAAAUGAUCCAUCUUUACGCUAGACCGGGGAAAUCUAAUGCUGAUGUUCGGGCACUCACAUACUGCGAUCUGCACAAGAUCCAAAGGGAAGAUCUACUGGAGGUUUUGGACAUGUAUCCAGAGUUUUCCGACUUCUUCUUAACAAAUCUGGAGCUCACGUUCAAUUUACGGGAUGAAGGCUCAAAGGCAGACAUCCUUCUCCAAGCAGAAUCCAGUGAUGAUUCAGACCAGGAUAUUCCCAGACUGCGAAGAAGAAAACUUUCCUUCAAGAAGAAAACUAACGCAGAUGAUGAUGAAGAUGAAUAUGGGAAGCAAGGAGCGUCGCAAGACAUCCCAAGUAGUGAACAGCAACUUUACUACAGAAAACGUGACUCAGAAGAUAGACGGAGUGCAUCAUCCUCCUGUUCUACCUCCAUGGAUGAAGAAAAGAAGCCAUUAUGUUCUGGCAUUCUGGAUUAUCCAGCAGAGAUAGAAGUGAACUGCAGACUAGACUUUGCACAGGGAUCUGACAUUCAGAGCCGAAGAGCUGAAAAAAGAGCAAAGUGUCCAGAUGCCAGCGAGAGACUAAAGGAUUGGGAAAGUGGAAAACCUGUGGAAUAUCCUGAUAUGUCCACCCAGUCUGCAUCUUCUCAUGCAGCCCCUGGUAUCUCAGAGUCAGGAAGUGACUUAACCUACGGUGAGGUGGAGCACAGAUUAGAUUUACUUCAAGAACAUCUCAGCAGAUUGGAAACACAGAUGUCGACUGACAUUCAUGCCAUCUUGCAGUUACUACAACGGCAGUCUAUGGUGGGACCUCCGGCAUACAGCAUGGUGACCGGGACAGGAGACUACCAGAGACCAUCGUCGAGAGUGGUACAUACCGUCCAACCCGUAACCACUAACCACAGUUUCCCAACAACUCCACAGAGUCCAGAAUUUUUGGACUUUGAGAAAUCCAACCUGAAAUCCAAAGAGUCAUUGUCCAGUGGUGUUCACCUCAACACUAUAUCGGAAGACAACUUUGCCGUGUUUUUGGACCAAGAACAAGAGCAAGAGUCGCCGUUGCAACCACUACAGGUGCAGCCCUCCCUACAGUCAACACGACACCCCUCCUUACCCAACCCCUCAAUACACACCACGGGACUGUUGGGUCUCCAUAGGCAUCUGUCAGAUCCUGGUCUUCCAGGCAAAUAACCAAUGAGCACUCUGCAUCUCAAUAGUUUUGCUGCUUUGAGUGGCUGUUUUUCCUUUUGAUGAAUAGCAUCCUCCAUGUACGACUCAGGGGUCUGUGAAAGAAACUGUCCAUAUGCAAAAGCACUGUAGAUUCAUAUCAGCUCUGAGCUCCCAAUGUCAAUGUUCCUCUUUAACAAUGAUCUGAAAGCUUCAAUAACGAUACAUUUAAAACAUUGUCGCACUGCCAGUAAUCGAAGGCACCUUAAAUAAUAAUAAGCCUGAAAUGCAUGCCGUUACAUUGGUUUCUGUGUUGCAUGAAGUUAAUUUGAACUCAAACUAGAGAGCUCAUGGG